AUGGUGAUUGGGGAUUUUAAUGAAGUUUUGCAUCAUGAGGAAAAAUGUGGUGGUUUACCUCGGCCAAACUGGCAGAUAAAUGCUUUUCGGGAUGUGGUUGAUGACUGUUUGCUAAAGGAUUUGGGGUUUAAAGGUAACCAGUUUACAUGGCGAAAUGGGAGAGGAGGUGAGUGGAGUAUUUGUGAGAGACUUGACCGUGUACUGGCAAACCAACCAUGGUGUGAUUUUUUCCCAUCUGCAGGUGUUUCUCAUGGUGUGGCCGCUUAUUCUGAUCACUCUCCCAUUUGGGUGAUUACAGAAGCUGAUAGCGAGCAUGGGCAUUUUAAACGCCCUUUUCGCUUUGAAGACAUGUGGGUGGGGGAAAAGGAUUGUGAUGAUAUUAUUAAAGCCAAUUGGAGGGGUGUAGAAGGGGGUCAUGAUUUGGAUCAGAUUAUUCAUAAUAUUAAGGAGUGUGGGUUUCAAUUGAAUUUGUGGAAUAUGAACUGUUUUGGUAAUGUGCAGAAGCAACUGAAGUUGGCUAGGCAGAAUAUGGAAAUGCUAAAUGUCUCGGAUCCAACAGGAGAAUGCAAAGCUGAUCAUAUCAAGGCUAGAUAA
Molecule: messenger RNA, 594 nt
Organism: Carya illinoinensis
Lineage: Eukaryota; Viridiplantae; Streptophyta; Magnoliopsida; Fagales; Juglandaceae
Exons: 1
Coding region: 1-594 (197 amino acids)
Source: RefSeq, a predicted model, not a curated record